Molecule: messenger RNA, 875 nt
Organism: Wyeomyia smithii (pitcher-plant mosquito)
Lineage: Eukaryota; Metazoa; Arthropoda; Insecta; Diptera; Culicidae
Exons: 4
Coding region: 140-772 (210 amino acids)
Source: RefSeq, a predicted model, not a curated record
CGCUACGAAAAUUGCACUAUUUCAGCUGAUAUCAAAAAUUUGAAAACCGUGUGAAACUUUAGGAGCCAGUUGAUCCUCAAAUAUACUUUUUCGAGCUUCACUUCUUCAACACGUGCUGUUGUUUACAAUUGAAUAGAAAAUGAAAUCAGUCAAAAAACCUGGUGGAGAACGUGCUUUACCAGAUCGAAUUCCACUGAGUAGCAUGGAACCGAUAGUUCGGGAUGGUAAAAUCCGAGAGCAGAUCGAAUUGGAGAACAAGGUCCGCCGAGAGUAUCCAAAAAAGUGGGGUUUCAUUACCCAACCGGAAGUAACAGAGUAUAUGAAUCUCAAGAAAAACAACCAACGCUUGAAGGAGAUCCAGCAACAGAAAGGUCAGAAAGUAAAUUUACGCGAGUAUGACGGUCAUGGGGAGUCGUAUUUUCUGUCCAAGCAAAUGUUCAAGACGCUACUGGACACUUGCCGCUGCGGAAGGAAGAAAGUAGCCAAUGUGCACGCUUUGAAGUGUUUGGAGAAACCGAAAAGCAUCUAUGAGAAAACGGACGACGAAGAAGAGGAGGAAGCCAAACAGGAACCGGCGAAAAAAGAUGAUAGUGGUGAAAACAAUACUAGUUAUAUUCCUAAAGUGCCUGUUUUAAGCUCCGGAAUGUACGGCUGGCCGCAAAACCGUUUCGUCGCUAUGGAAAGAACAACCUACUACAUCUCACCACGCUACACCAUGCCGGGAUAUCCGAUCGUGGACUGUCAGCCAUAUCAUAACAUCAUUUUAGGUUAGCUUUUUGUGUUUAAAAACGAACCUAUGUCUUCUUCGAAGCCAUAUGUAUUUUACUUAAUUUUCUCGCUUUUUAAUUUAAACAAACAGACCUACCUUCACGUAC